AUGGGGACGCAAGAGUCGUUUGAUACACUCAUUGAGACACUCAGAAGCAAACCAGACGAGCAGGAAUUGCAUCAUAUUCUUAAAAAGUUGGUCAAGGACCCCCCAUCCACAAGAAAUGAAACAUUAGCAUUGGUUCUGGUGCUCUUAUCAACUACGGUUCCGGAAGUGUAUUGGCAAAUUCCACAGCUUAAAGGCUCCAUAGCUGCUUGUUGCACGUCAAUUAUAGGCUUGGGCAACCUUCUUGCUCGAAUAAACAUGGCAAACAAAUCUAAAGAGUACACUUUGUUGCAGUCGUUCAUUGAUAUACUAGUGCGAAUCUGUCGAGACAAAGUUGUUACGAUUCUCAUGAGUUCUGCUUCGUCUCGGUCAGAAAUAGCCGAAAUAGAACGGUACUUUUUCAAAGGAAAAAUCUACUUGGCCACGGCCGAACUCGAUCUGCAUUACGUUGAAAGUACGAUAUUUUCUUCGAUUGAUUCAUACUGUGCAUUUUUGGCACCCCAAAUCCACGAUACUUUGCAAACAAGUGUUAGCCAGGCCAUCCCGUUUAUUCAUUCUGCAUUUUCAUUUCACCCCAAGUUCAGUGGACAUAUGUUCAACUUGCUUUUCCGCUCGGAAAAUUUGCAUCUUUUCAUCAGCAUACUCAAGGAACUGAAAUCAUUUCAAAGAAAACGUCUUCUUGAACGAUUCUGGUGCGAGUUUCUCCCCAGUAUUUUAGGCACAGAUACCAAACUAGAAGCUUUGGCAUAUAUACUUGGUACUUUUCCUCAUAAUGAUCUCGAUGUGGUGCUUGUGGAGAACAUUGUCGAAACUAUGAACACAAAUUUGUACAGGCUUGCAACUUACAGAUUAUCGCUUGAAUCUGAACAAAAUACAAGAGCUGUGACCCAAUCUCAGCUUCAGAAAUGGGGAAGUGAGCCAGCGAUAAAAUUGGAAUCGAUUGUUCUACAGCAAAUGCGCACAAGCUUUCUCAUACUCCUGCUCAAGAAUCAGCCCCAAGAAUGUGCAAAACUACUUAAGGAUCCUCUUUUCAUCAAUGCGGUUUCCACUAGACUCGGUGCCUUCUCUGAUGCUGUGAAAAAUCUUGCUUUGGUACUAACAAACGAGCUUUGUAAUGGAGCGGGCCAGGAGCCCAUAUUCAAAAAUUUGGUAGUUGACGAACAACUUUCUGCACUUGAACCAAAGUUUAGCUCUUUGGACGAAGCUUGGGAUGUGUUUUCACAAGCAGUGGAAGUUCCAGACCAAGAAAUUCAAAAGUUAGAGACAAAUGUUGCAUCUUUGAAGGUGGAUCAAAUUGUGAAUAAUAACGACUCUGACUAUAGUUCCGACGACGAUGAUCCCACAGUACGCAAAAAGGCUAUCCAAAAACCCUUAUACAUUAAAGAUCUUCUAGCUUAUAUCAGUGUGGAUACCAAUGACAGUGCAGCAUUUGAGAAGAGAAAACUGGCUUUUGAACAUGGUCCAACGCUUAUCAGACAAAAGCUGCGACACGGAAGCGAGCUUCGAAUCUAUACUGAGAAACUAUUGACUAGUCUCCUUGCCAUGACUAAUAUCUACGAAGAUGCUAAUUUUGAGCAAGCUCGUCUCAAUUGUAUGAUAGCGGUGGCCAGCAGUGACAUUUCUCUGGGUGCUAUUCUUGUGGAGCUUUUGGCUGGUGGGGACUACUCGUUACAGCAAAGAGUAACCAUUCUUUCAACGCUAUCUUUUGCGGCACGAGAGUUGGCUGGAAUCGAGGACGAAUUCGUAAAAAGCUCAUACACUGCUAAAGAUUUUGUUUCAGAAAAACUUCCACCAAAAUUGCACAAACAGCUAAUUGGGUCAGACGACGUGAGUGUUUCAAGGUUAAAUUCGGCACAUUUAGCACUAGAAAAUGAUCUCAUGAGAGAACGUUCAGAAAAGGCGAAGGACCAAAUCGUUGGUGGUACGAUUCUCAGAAUGUCCAGCAAAGUUCAAAAGACAAAUUCAACCCAUAUAAUCAAGACUAGAGAAACUGAUUUCCACAAAUUCAUCGGACCCAAGUUCUUUUUUCCAUUGAUUAAUCUUUGGCACCAAGUGGACGGCAUUGACAUCGGCCACUAUUCGCCUAUUUUAACCUCCCACUAUGUGAGAACAUUAACUUUGAUCUUACACUCAGCAUACCCUGUUGCUACUGAUUUUAGAGAUAUGACUCGAGAACUACUUUUGGUGAUUGUGACAGUAAUUGCUGAAGUGCAAUUGGACCAGAUUCCGUUGAUAGAGAGCAUUUUUACUGGUAUUUUAUUGGUGUUGGAUACGUCUGAAAGCCAGUAUCUCAUUGAGACUUUUUCCAAUGAACUUCAAGCCAUUGAGAUGUGGGCAUCAGCUGUAUGGGAAAAAAUCAUCGACGAAAAAGUCAAGAGUCUUGGUGCCGGAGUGUUACUACGUCUCCAUGAAAUUUCAGCCAAAUACGAGCGCACAUUAAUGGGUCAAUUGAACAGUACGUUUUAA
Messenger RNA from Meyerozyma guilliermondii ATCC 6260, 2463 nucleotides. RefSeq lists its product as uncharacterized. The record is from RefSeq and is a predicted model, not a curated record. The transcript has a single exon. Gene Ontology annotation, molecular function: Hsp90 protein binding; telomeric repeat DNA binding. Bases 1 to 2463 code for a protein of 820 amino acids. NCBI's taxonomy places the organism in Eukaryota, Fungi, Ascomycota, Pichiomycetes, Serinales, Debaryomycetaceae. Gene Ontology annotation, cellular component: cytosol. Gene Ontology annotation, biological process: protein stabilization; telomere maintenance via telomerase.